Molecule: messenger RNA, 1449 nt
Organism: Clonostachys rhizophaga
Lineage: Eukaryota; Fungi; Ascomycota; Sordariomycetes; Hypocreales; Bionectriaceae
Source: the annotation of a GenBank genome assembly
AUGGCGGACUCAGUUCGUGACCUGAAAUCAACCCUCGCCUCCCUGCCACCGGUAGGAGCCAAAGAUCUCCGAGGCAAAACCGAAACCGCCAUCCGCUCCGGAUCCCUCAAAGUGCCCCUCCUCGUCGUUCUUGAUGAUGACCCUACCGGCACACAGACUUGCCACAAUAUCAUCAUCCUUACUGCCUGGGACACACAGCGGCUCAUUGAGGAGUUCCGGGCUACACCAGCGGGCUCAGGCUUCUUCAUCCUCACCAACUCCCGCGCCUUGCACCCACCCCAGGCGAGGGCGCUCAUCACUGAAAUAUGCCAGAACCUCCAGGCCGCCAGUAAGGAGACCGGGAUCGACUUUGAAGUCGUUCUAAGGAGCGACUCCACCCUGCGAGGCCAUUUCCCGCUCGAGGCCGAGGCUGCAGAGGCGGUGCUCGGCAAGGCGGAUGCCAUAAUUCUCUGCCCGUUCUUCCUCCAGGGCGGCAGAUACACGAUCGACGAUGUGCAUUACGUCCAAGAGGGGGACAGGCUCCUGCCAGCGGCGCAAACGCCUUUCGCCAAAGAUGCGACUUUUGGGUAUCAGAGCUCCAACCUGAGAGACUACGUGGUGGAGAAGGGCAAGGGAUCUAUUAAAAGGGAUGAUGUGACAUCCAUAAGCCUGGAGACGAUCCGUGUCGGCGGCACGGACGCAGUUCUGAAACAGCUGCUCGAGGCGACCAGCGACCCCUCCAGGAAACCAGUGAUUGUCUUGAAUGCCGCUGCCGAGGAAGACAUGGAUGUCGCCAUGGAGGCGCUGCUCAAAGCCUCAAGCUCAGGGAAGAGGUUCCUGUUCAGGACAGGCGCUGCAUUCGUCUCUGCGAGAUUGGCCAUUGAGGGCAUCGCGCCCAUUUCUGCCGCCACUCUGGGACUCUCAGGCAAGGUGGGAGGAUUGAUUAUCGCUGGGUCGUAUGUGCCCAAGACGACAGCUCAGCUUGAGUCGCUCCGGACCCGCAGCGGUGACAAGCUCACAUCCGUCGUUCUCGAGGUUCGGAAUCUGCUCGAGUCGCCCAAGAAUGCCACCAAGACGGUGUCGGAUGCUCUGAAGAUUGCAGAGGCGGAGAUUGCAAAGGGCCAAGAUGUGCUAGUCAUGACGAGCCGAGAGCUCAUCGUGGGCACUGACGAGGCGAAAAGUCUAGACAUUGGCUCCGUCGUUGCUAAAACACUGGUAUCCUUCCUCGAGAGACUCGAGCAAAAGCCUAGAUAUGUCAUUGCCAAGGGAGGAAUCACCUCGUCAGACAUGGCUACCAAGGGCUUGAGGUUCAAGCGCGCAGCCAUCGUAGGACAGGCCGCGCCAGGCGUUCCGUUAUGGCGAUGCGACGAGCCGUCUGCUAAAUGGCCUGGGUUGCCCUACGUUGUCUUCCCGGGCAAUGUUGGAACAAAUGAUACUCUCUUCGAGGUGGUUAAUGGCUGGCGGGUUUAG